Molecule: messenger RNA, 221 nt
Organism: Acanthoscelides obtectus
Lineage: Eukaryota; Metazoa; Arthropoda; Insecta; Coleoptera; Chrysomelidae
Source: the annotation of a GenBank genome assembly
AGGGUCCAAUUAUGAAUUGUGCAAGGCAUGCAAUAAAGAUUUCAUAUGAGGCAAAUCCGAAAUCCAGAAACAUUCUUCAGGAAAACAGUACACCAAAUUGGUAAAAUCAUUACACACACAAAAAACUUCGACUGAUAUGACAUCUUAAAAUCAAACAAAAAAAUUCGUAUUGCAGCAUAUGCAGCUGGACAUAACAUUUCAUUUAAUACUUCAGACCAUUU